Molecule: messenger RNA, 588 nt
Organism: Ostreococcus tauri
Lineage: Eukaryota; Viridiplantae; Chlorophyta; Mamiellophyceae; Mamiellales; Bathycoccaceae
Product: Protein of unknown function DUF1352
Exons: 1
Coding region: 1-588 (195 amino acids)
Biological process (GO): endoplasmic reticulum organization; vesicle-mediated transport
Cellular component (GO): endoplasmic reticulum membrane
Source: RefSeq, a predicted model, not a curated record
AUGGCGUCCAAGGGCGCGCACGCGCGCGGGACCGACGGAAGCGAUCACGCCCAUCGUCACCGCGUGGUCGAUCGCUAUCGACGAAGCGCGCGAGAUCGACGUCGGGCGCGAGCGUUGCUGGUGAUCGAUGGGACGAUCGCGAUCGCGAUGGCGUCGCUCACGGCGUUGGCCGUCGCGUGGCGGGACGGACGCGGGACGGACGCGCGCGCGAUGGACGCCAUGGUGACGUGCGCGAUGAUCGCGGUGCUGGCGUUUCACGGGGCGACGCGAACGGGGGAUAAGAGAGAUUUGAAGGCGACGCGGCGGAGCGCGCUCGCGGCGCUCGCGUGCGGGACGUGGCGGUCGGGACGCGAGCUCUGGGCUCGGUUCGUCGGCGCGAAUGAACGCAACGCGGUGUCGUGGACGUGGAGUGAGGGAGCGAGCGUGUUGGUGGAGAAGGCAUUGGGGGUGUCGGUGAAACCGGGGAUGUUUUAUCCGGCGUUCGUCAACGCGGAGGUGCUGUGCGAGCUCGCGUUCGUCGUGCUUCCGCUCGGCGCGCACUUGAUGUGCGUCGGGAUCGAUCAUCAGUCGAAGAAGAAGGAGAGGUAG